Dioszegia hungarica is the source of this 2175-nucleotide messenger RNA. RefSeq names its product dynein intermediate chain. The record is from RefSeq and is a predicted model, not a curated record. Gene Ontology annotation, molecular function: dynein light chain binding; dynein heavy chain binding. NCBI's taxonomy places the organism in Eukaryota, Fungi, Basidiomycota, Tremellomycetes, Tremellales, Bulleribasidiaceae. Gene Ontology annotation, cellular component: cytoplasmic dynein complex. Bases 1 to 2175 code for a protein of 724 amino acids. Gene Ontology annotation, biological process: transport along microtubule. The transcript is spliced from 11 exons.
AUGGCAGACAGGAGACGACAAGAGAUCGACGAAAAGCGGGCCAAAUUAGCUGAGCUGCGUCGCGCAAGAGACGAGCGGAAAGCUCUGCUCGCCCAGGCGGAAUCUGCGCCCGGACCUUCUCAGUCCACCCCUCUGACUACAUCCCGCAAAGACGUGAACGACCUCGUCGACUCUCUCCUCCAACGCCCCGCAUCGCCCUACGCAUCGACUCCAGGCCGGUCCACACCCCUUCAAUUCCCUAAUCCCGCUCGUGCGUCCAGCUCGCUCGGCCAGGCCGUCAAUGGUGUCUCUACACCACCCGGAAGUGUUCCGCCCACACCGAGCGGGAGGAUCAGUCGACUCAGUAACGGGAGUGGGGGACAGGGGAGGGAGAGAUUGGAUUCUGGUUUAGCUAAUCCUGCUGAUGUGAUACGGGAAAGAGCGGCGUCUCCGUUAUCAUCUGGAGUGGACUAUGUGGAUCAUUCGGCUGAGCUGUACGAACUGCCUACAAAGGCAAAACCGGCGCCAGUACUAUACUCAAAGUCGACGCAGACGGCCAGUAUGUCGACAGGCACAUCGACCUCAGAUAUCGAGUCGGAUGGAGAAGAUGGGCGAGCAGGAGAUGGUGCACGUCGGGAAAGACGAGACGGAGGGAGCGGGCGGGAAACGGAGGAUGAGAUGCGGCGGAGGAUAUUGGAGGAGAUAGAGAAGGAACGGGGGGAGGUAGAAAAAGAGAUUAAGGAGUUGAAGGAGAGAGAAGAGAAGCUGGGAGAUCUUACAUCUGAGCAGAAGCAGGCGAUUUUCACUGCUCCAGACUUUUCAGCAUUCAUUGAGGCGUCUACGAGAAUAGCGCAAAGGGCGUUGAGUGAUGGUUAUGACUAUGUCAAGGACUACACAAUAGGCUUGGAUGGGGCGUUUGAUGACGCCGACGGGCAGAAAGUCAAACUAGUCUGCACCUUUUCGGACGAGCGGUGGACGGCUGGGAGAUCAGUCACAGGUCUGGACUGGUCUUCGAAGUUCCCAGAGCUGCUUGCCGCAUCAUACAACAAAAAUCCAGCAGCACCGAACGAUCCAGACGGGAUCGUAGCUAUAUGGAAUUUGCAUCUUCUGGAAAGACCAGAAUUUAUCUUUCACUCACCGUCGGAUAUCCUCUCCAUCUCGUUCUCCCCAUUCCACCCCACUCUCGUCUUUGGCGGCUCUUAUUCCGGCCAGGUACUCCUCUGGGACACUCGCGCCAAGCACCUCCCCGUCCUCAAGACCCCAUUAUCUGCCUCGGGACAUACGUACCCAAUCUACUCGAUGAAGAUGGUCGGUACGCAGAACGCCAACAGCUUGGUAUCGGCAAGUACGGAUGGUCUGGUGUGCAGCUGGCUGGCGGACAUGCUGGCGCAGCCCCAGGAAGCCUUACCCCUGACCGUACCAAAUCACAGCAAGACGGACGAGGUCUCCAUCACCGCCCUAGACUUCCCGCACUCCGAAACCAGCACCUUUUGGGUCGGGACCGAAGAAGGCUCGAUAUACCAAGCAAACCGAUACGACCAGCCCUCGCGCAAAGCCGGGAUCUCCACCUCCGCAGGGGAUAUCUACCGGGGCCACGCGGGACCUGUGACGGGCCUGCACUUCCACCCCUCGACGGGCAGUAUCGACUUUGGAGACCUCUUCCUCACGUCCUCGGUCGACUGGAGCGUCAAGCUCUGGCGGGCCGGGGCGGGCGGGAAGGGCGCGGCUCAGAAAGCAGCCUCGCAGCCCGCGGCUCCGGCAUACAGUAGGUCGGCGAGCGAACGGGUCGUCAGUACGUCGAAAGAAGCCGCGGUCGGGCAGCAGUCAUUGCAUUCCUUCGAAUCGGCGGAUGACUAUGUCUUUGAUGUCAAGUGGCACCCGCACCACCCGGCCAUGUUCGGCGCGGUAGAUGGGUCGGGCAAGUUCGAUUUGUGGAAUCUGAACCAGGAUACAGAGGUCCCACACAUCUCCACUACGGUCUCCCCUCGUGCGCUCAACAAACUCGCGUGGGACCGGACACCAUUAUCUCGAAAAGCAGCAGUUGGCGGAGCGGAUGGCAAGGUCUACGUGUACGAGUUGGCGGAGAAGCUGGUGCAGCCGCGGGAUAGCGAGUGGGUGGAUAUGCAGCGGCAAAGGUCAGCUAGGGGCAUAGAGCCAGCUAUAGGCCAAAGGGAUGGGGCAAAUCCCCUGCUGUAG